Molecule: messenger RNA, 981 nt
Organism: Arctia plantaginis
Lineage: Eukaryota; Metazoa; Arthropoda; Insecta; Lepidoptera; Erebidae
Source: the annotation of a GenBank genome assembly
AUGUCCAAAUGGUCUCUAAUAAACCGGCUAUUACAACUGCGUGUAAAUACAUGCGUGUGUGCAAUAGUAUGCCUUAUCGCACUAGUCCAAUUCUUCAUAUCAUACGGCGUUUACAACUACUCGCAUCUGGCUCCAGAGGUUAUAGAUAGCCAACUAUAUAAGCAGAUAACACCUAAAUUACAUCUACAGAAAACUAAACCUGAUUGUAAUUAUGAUGAGAUUCUAAACAAUAAGGAAACGGUUGACCCAUGGGAAGUACCAAAGACGAUUGAACAUUUUAGUGCUAAAGGUGUAGAUAAUGGGAGCUUUGUGCCUGCACACUGUAAUCCCUUGUUCAGUGUUGCUGUACUGGUGACAUACAGGAACAGGCAGAAGCAAUUGGAUGUAUUUCUGCCAUACAUGCAUAAUUUCCUUAGAAAACAAAAUAUUCAUUACAAGAUCUACCUGAUAGAACAACAAGACAAUAAGCCUUUCAACAAGGGUGUGCUGUACAACAUCGGUGUGAAGCAAGCAAUCAAUGACAAGUUCCCCUGUCUCAUACUCCACGAUGUGGACUUGCUGCCUUUAGACGCAAGCAAUCUCUACGCUUGCACGAAUGACCCUCGCCACAUGAGCGCUAGUAUUGAUAAGCUCAGAUAUGUACUCAUCUAUGACUUCUUGGUUGGAGGAGUGCUGGCUAUUAGAGCAGACCAGUAUGUGGCAGUCAAUGGGUUUUCAAGCAAGUUUGUAGGAUGGGGUGGUGAGGAUGAUAAUUUUGCAUAUAGGCUGUCUUCACAUAAUCUUAAUGUAGUCAGGUUCCCACGUGAGAUGUCCCGGUACACAAUGCUGUUGCAUCGACCGGAGUCCAAGAACUCCCAGCGUUACAACCUCAUUACCGAGAACGAACAAAUUGCUAGUGUAGAUGGACUCAGCGCUGUGCCCUACCACCACAGCAGGGUCAAGAACCAUAAAAUGUUUACACUUAUACAAGUUAACUUAUGA